Aplysia californica (California sea hare) is the source of this 483-nucleotide messenger RNA. Its product is annotated as putative bifunctional UDP-N-acetylglucosamine transferase and deubiquitinase ALG13. Bases 1 to 483 code for a protein of 160 amino acids. The record is from RefSeq and is a predicted model, not a curated record. NCBI's taxonomy places the organism in Eukaryota, Metazoa, Mollusca, Gastropoda, Aplysiida, Aplysiidae. Gene Ontology annotation, biological process: protein deubiquitination. Gene Ontology annotation, molecular function: cysteine-type deubiquitinase activity. The transcript has 7 exons.
AUGAGUGACUAUUCGAAAAAGUUAAUGACGAAGGCAAUAAAUGAUAUGGAUGCCUUUUUAUCUGAUCUUGGUCUGGCAAGGAAGGCAGUUACGAAGGACGAGACGUGUUUAUUCCGUGCAGUGUCCGAGAAGCUGUUCUUCACUCAAUGCCAUCACAACAAGGUCAAGGAUGCAUGCCUCAACUACCUGUUGAGACAUGAAGAUGAAUAUCAGCCGUUUGUGGCCGAGGCCAUUGAUGAACGAGUUAAUCGUGUCAAGGAAGGGAAGACGAGAGCUGGCCAUCUUGAGAUGAUCGUCAUGUCUCGCAUGUACAGGCUGGAUUUUGUACUUUUCCACACACCGUCCUUGAACCACUACAGUCUCACUGACAACUUUUACAACCAAGUGUUCCUGUGUUAUGUCAAUGACAAUCACUACGAUUUGGUCUACUCCAAGACUUUCCUUCAGACUGCCGCUAUUUGUCAAGGUAGGCCUAUUGAUUGA